This is a messenger RNA of Strongylocentrotus purpuratus (purple sea urchin), 6773 nucleotides long. RefSeq names its product fibrillin-1. The record is from RefSeq and is a predicted model, not a curated record. The coding region runs from base 122 to 6292 and encodes 2056 amino acids. Gene Ontology annotation, molecular function: calcium ion binding. The transcript has 49 exons. NCBI's taxonomy places the organism in Eukaryota, Metazoa, Echinodermata, Echinoidea, Camarodonta, Strongylocentrotidae.
CGACGUCGUCAAUCGCGGUUGUUAAUAGUCCAUAAGCUGUUACGUUUUGCUUUCAUAACGCGUUUUGAAUUUGAUUUCAUUGAAUUCAGAACCUGCCAGAGUUAGUUUCGCCUUCGUCGAGAUGGCUACGACGACGAAGAAGAAGACGAGUUCACUGUGGUCGCUUUCGCUUUCCGACGUGAACGAAUGCGACGAUUCAUCGAACUGUGAUCGAGUAAAUGGAGGGUGUUUGAACACAGAUGGCUCUUACAGCUGUACAUGUAACUCUGGAUAUGAAGAAGACACGACCGAUCCCAAUGCUUGCAGUGACGUGAACGAAUGCGACGAUUCAUCGAACUGUGAUCGAGUAAAUGGAGGGUGUUUGAACACAGAUGGCUCUUACAGCUGUACAUGUAACUCUGGAUAUGAAGAAGACACGACCGAUCCCAAUGCUUGCAGUGACGUGAACGAAUGCGACGAUUCAUCGAACUGUGAUCGAGUAAAUGGAGGAUGUUUGAACACAGAUGGCUCUUACAGCUGUACAUGUAACUCUGGAUAUGAAGAAGACACGACCGAUCCCAAUGCUUGCAGUGACGUGAACGAAUGCGACGAUUCAUCGAACUGUGAUCGAGUAAAUGGAGGGUGUUUGAACACAGAUGGCUCUUACAGCUGUACAUGUAACUCUGGAUAUGAAGAAGACACGACCGAUCCCAAUGCUUGCAGUGACGUGAACGAAUGCGACGAUUCAUCGAACUGUGAUCGAGUAAAUGGAGGGUGUUUGAACACAGAUGGCUCUUACAGCUGUACAUGUAACUCUGGAUAUGAAGAAGACACGACCGAUCCCAAUGCUUGCAGUGACGUGAACGAAUGCGACGAUUCAUCGAACUGUGAUCGAGUAAAUGGACGGUGUUUGAACACAGAUGGCUCUUACAGCUGUACAUGUAACUCUGGAUAUGAAGAAGACACGACCGAUCCCAAUGCUUGCAGUGACGUGAACGAAUGCGACGAUUCAUCGAACUGUGAUCGAGUAAAUGGAGGGUGUUUGAACACAGAUGGCUCUUACAGCUGUACAUGUAACUCUGGAUAUGAAGAAGACACGACCGAUCCCAAUGCUUGCAGUGACGUGAACGAAUGCGACGAUUCAUCGAACUGUGAUCGAGUAAAUGGAGGGUGUUUGAACACAGAUGGCUCUUACAGCUGUACAUGUAACUCUGGAUAUGAAGAAGACACGACCGAUCCCAAUGCUUGCAGUGACGUGAACGAAUGCGACGAUUCAUCGAACUGUGAUCAAGUAAAUGGAGGGUGUUUGAACACAGAUGGCUCUUACAGCUGUACAUGUAACACUGGAUAUGAAGAAGACACGACCGAUCCCAAUGCUUGCAGUGACGUGAACGAAUGCGACGAUUCAUCGAACUGUGAUCGAGUAAAUGGAGGGUGUUUGAACACAGAUGGCUCUUACAGCUGUACAUGUAACUCUGGAUAUGAAGAAGACACGACCGAUCCCAAUGCUUGCAGUGACGUGAACGAAUGCGACGAUUCAUCGAACUGUGAUCGAGUAAAUGGAGGGUGUUUGAACACAGAUGGCUCUUACAGCUGUACAUGUAACUCUGGAUAUGAAGAAGACACGACCGAUCCCAAUGCUUGCAGUGACGUGAACGAAUGCGACGAUUCAUCGAACUGUGAUCGAGUAAAUGGAGGGUGUUUGAACACAGAUGGCUCUUACAGCUGUACAUGUAACUCUGGAUAUGAAGAAGACACGACCGAUCCCAAUGCUUGCAGUGACGUGAACGAAUGCGACGAUUCAUCGAACUGUGAUCGAGUAAAUGGAGGGUGUUUGAACACAGAUGGCUCUUACAGCUGUACAUGUAACUCUGGAUAUGAAGAAGACACGACCGAUCCCAAUGCUUGCAGUGACGUGAACGAAUGCGACGAUUCAUCGAACUGUGAUCGAGUAAAUGGAGGGUGUUUGAACACAGAUGGCUCUUACAGCUGUACAUGUAACUCUGGAUAUGAAGAAGACACGACCGAUCCCAAUGCUUGCAGUGACGUGAACGAAUGCGACGAUUCAUCGAACUGUGAUCGAGUAAAUGGAGGGUGUUUGAACACAGAUGGCUCUUACAGCUGUACAUGUAACUCUGGAUAUGAAGAAGACACGACCGAUCCCAAUGCUUGCAGUGACGUGAACGAAUGCGACGAUUCAUCGAACUGUGAUCAAGUAAAUGGAGGGUGUUUGAACACAGAUGGCUCUUACAGCUGUACAUGUAACUCUGGAUAUGAAGAAGACACGACCGAUCCCAAUGCUUGCAGUGACGUGAACGAAUGCGACGAUUCAUCGAACUGUGAUCGAGUAAAUGGAGGGUGUUUGAACACAGAUGGCUCUUACAGCUGUACAUGUAACUCUGGAUAUGAAGAAGACACGACCGAUCCCAAUGCUUGCAGUGACGUGAACGAAUGCGACGAUUCAUCGAACUGUGAUCGAGUAAAUGGAGGGUGUUUGAACACAGAUGGCUCUUACAGCUGUACAUGUAACUCUGGAUAUGAAGAAGACACGACCGAUCCCAAUGCUUGCAGUGACGUGAACGAAUGCGACGAUUCAUCGAACUGUGAUCGAGUAAAUGGAGGGUGUUUGAACACAGAUGGCUCUUACAGCUGUACAUGUAACUCUGGAUAUGAAGAAGACACGACCGAUCCCAAUGCUUGCAGUGACGUGAACGAAUGCGACGAUUCAUCGAACUGUGAUCAAGUAAAUGGAGGGUGUUUGAACACAGAUGGCUCUUACAGCUGUACAUGUAACUCUGGAUAUGAAGAAGACACGACCGAUCCCAAUGCUUGCAGUGACGUGAACGAAUGCGACGAUUCAUCGAACUGUGAUCGAGUAAAUGGAGGGUGUUUGAACACAGAUGGCUCUUACAGCUGUACAUGUAACUCUGGAUAUGAAGAAGACACGACCGAUCCCAAUGCUUGCAGUGACGUGAACGAAUGCGACGAUUCAUCGAACUGUGAUCGAGUAAAUGGAGGGUGUUUGAACACAGAUGGCUCUUACAGCUGUACAUGUAACUCUGGAUAUGAAGAAGACACGACCGAUCCCAAUGCUUGCAGUGACGUGAACGAAUGCGACGAUUCAUCGAACUGUGAUCGAGUAAAUGGAGGGUGUUUGAACACAGAUGGCUCUUACAGCUGUACAUGUAACUCUGGAUAUGAAGAAGACACGACCGAUCCCAAUGCUUGCAGUGACGUGAACGAAUGCGACGAUUCAUCGAACUGUGAUCGAGUAAAUGGAGGGUGUUUGAACACAGAUGGCUCUUACAGCUGUACAUGUAACUCUGGAUAUGAAGAAGACACGACCGAUCCCAAUGCUUGCAGUGACGUGAACGAAUGCGACGAUUCAUCGAACUGUGAUCAAGUAAAUGGAGGGUGUUUGAACACAGAUGGCUCUUACAGCUGUACAUGUAACUCUGGAUAUGAAGAAGACACGACCGAUCCCAAUGCUUGCAGUGACGUGAACGAAUGCGACGAUUCAUCGAACUGUGAUCGAGUAAAUGGAGGGUGUUUGAACACAGAUGGCUCUUACAGCUGUACAUGUAACUCUGGAUAUGAAGAAGACACGACCGAUCCCAAUGCUUGCAGUGACGUGAACGAAUGCGACGAUUCAUCGAACUGUGAUCGAGUAAAUGGAGGGUGUUUGAACACAGAUGGCUCUUACAGCUGUACAUGUAACUCUGGAUAUGAAGAAGACACGACCGAUCCCAAUGCUUGCAGUGACGUGAACGAAUGCGACGAUUCAUCGAACUGUGAUCAAGUAAAUGGAGGGUGUUUGAACACAGAUGGCUCUUACAGCUGUACAUGUAACUCUGGAUAUGAAGAAGACACGACCGAUCCCAAUGCUUGCAGUGACGUGAACGAAUGCGACGAUUCAUCGAACUGUGAUCGAGUAAAUGGAGGGUGUUUGAACACAGAUGGCUCUUACAGCUGUACAUGUAACUCUGGAUAUGAAGAAGACACGACCGAUCCCAAUGCUUGCAGUGACGUGAACGAAUGCGACGAUUCAUCGAACUGUGAUCGAGUAAAUGGAGGGUGUUUGAACACAGAUGGCUCUUACAGCUGUACAUGUAACUCUGGAUAUGAAGAAGACACGACCGAUCCCAAUGCUUGCAGUGACGUGAACGAAUGCGACGAUUCAUCGAACUGUGAUCGAGUAAAUGGAGGGUGUUUGAACACAGAUGGCUCUUACAGCUGUACAUGUAACUCUGGAUAUGAAGAAGACACGACCGAUCCCAAUGCUUGCAGUGACGUGAACGAAUGCGACGAUUCAUCGAACUGUGAUCAAGUAAAUGGAGGGUGUUUGAACACAGAUGGCUCUUACAGCUGUACAUGUAACUCUGGAUAUGAAGAAGACACGACCGAUCCCAAUGCUUGCAGUGAUGUGGACGAAUGCGUCGAUCCAUUGAUCUGUGAUGACGUAAAUGGAGGGUGUACGAACAUAGGCGGCUCCUACACCUGUACAUGUACCACUGGAUAUUUACUAGACGCGAGCGAUGGCCGUACUUGCAAUGAUGUGGACGAAUGCGUCGAUCCAUUGAUCUGUGAUGAUGUAAAUGGAGGGUGUACGAACAUAGGCGGCUCUUACACCUGUACAUGUACCACUGGAUAUUUACUAGACGCGAGCGAUGGCCGUACUUGCAAUGAUGUGGACGAAUGCGCCGAUUCAUCGACCUGUGAUGCCGUCAAUGGAAUGUGUACGAACUCAGUCGGCUCUUACGCCUGUUCAUGUAACUCUGGAUUUUUACUAGACGCCGAUGGCAGUUCGUGCAAUGAUGUGGACGAAUGCGCCGAUUCAUCGACCUGUGAUGCCGUCAAUGAGAUGUGUACGAACUCAGUCGGCUCUUACGCCUGUUCAUGUAAUUCUGGAUUUGAACUAGACGCCGAUGGCAGUUCUUGCUAUGAUGUGGACGAAUGCGCCGAUUCAUCGACCUGUGAUGCCGUAAAUGGAAUGUGUACGAACUCAGUCGGCUCUUACCUCUGUUCAUGUAACUUUGGAUUUGUACUAGACGCCGAUGGCAGUUCUUGCAAUGAUGUGGACGAAUGCGCCGAUUCAUCGACCUGUGAUGCCGUCAAUGGAAUGUGUACGAACUCAGUCGGCUCUUACGCCUGUUCAUGUAACUCUGGAUUUGUACUAGACGCCGAUGGCCGUUCGUGCAAUGAUGUGGACGAAUGCGCCGAUUCAUCGAACUGUGAUGCCGUAAAUGGAAUGUGUACGAACUCAGUCGGCUCUUACGUCUGUUCAUGUAAUUCUGGAUAUGUACUAGACGUCGAUGGCAGUUCUUGCAAUGAUAUUGACGAAUGUGCGAGCGCUCCUUGUUUGCAAGGAGGACGUUGCGCUGAUGAAGUAAACUCAUAUACUUGUACUUGUGCUGAUGGCUAUACUGGGACUAGGUGUGAAACAGAUAUCGACGAGUGUGCUCUUGAGCCUUGUAUGCAUGGAGGAACUUGUACUGACGGAGUAAACAGCUAUACUUGUGCCUGCGUACUGGGCUAUACUGGAAGUAGUUGCGAAACAGAUAUUGAUGAAUGUGCUAGCAAUCCAUGUAUGAAUGGAGGAAGUUGCGCUGAUGAAGUCAACUACUUCACUUGUGCUUGUGUUAAUGGCUCUAUUGGGACUUUGUGUGGAACAACUGAGUGUGGCGAUGGAACUGUUUGUCAUAAUGGCGGAUCAUGCACAAACCCCGGACCGUGUGAUUGUGUAACCGGUUUUAACGGUACUAUGUGCGAGACUGAUAUUGAUUACUGUUCUACUACUCCCUGUAUGAAUGGUGGAAUUUGUAUUGAUGAAGUGAACAACUUUACUUGUAACUGUGCUGCUGGAUAUAAAGGAGAUACAUGUCAAACAGUUCUGUGCGAUCUAUCGAAUUGCCAAAAUGGUGGGACAUGUACCCCUUUUGGACAGCCUUGUAAUUGCCCACCUGGUUUUACGGGAGACCUUUGCGAGAAUGCUCCUCAAGGAUUGUCAAAUGGAGCCAUCAUUGUUCUUGCUUUGGGAAUAUUCGGUUUUGUUCUCGUCUUUUUAAGCUUGGUUUGCUUCGUUUUCGUUCAAGGUUUUAGACGAAAUCAAGCAAUGAAACCAAUGCUCGCUGAGGCGCAGUAUGACUAUUCAAUUUGCCGAAACAGAGGUGUCUACGUAAACGAAUCUUUGAAGGGUUCUAGGGACUACGAGUCCAUUCAAGAACGCCGGUAUGCUGUUGGCCAAGCAUUGGAUCGACUGAGAGAAACUAAUGCUCUGAACAACAGUGUGGAUCAAUUUCUAGUCCAUUAUUGAUCACCAAGAAAUAACCUACGGAUUAAGAAGGAAUAUGACAACGGAAUUCGGAUGAAAAGAAUAUAGUGAAUUAGUUGAAUACUUAUAAUAGAACGAUUGGUUCUCUGUUAAAUAGGCUAACGGUUGACUGAUUGAAUUGAUGUAAUCAUGCUAAAACUCACAUCAGCUAGUCUCUGUUAGAAACAUAUAACUAAUGAAAUAAAAAUCAAUUUAAAUAUAAAUACAUAAAAAAAAAUUAAUAUAAUUUACUGUAUCUGUGAGUGUAUAAUGGCUGCAAUAUUAAUCUAAAAAGCGUUCUAUAUCAUCAUUCAUAUAUUAUUCAUCAAGUAACUGAUAUUCAUUUUCUCCAAAUAUAUGGAAACACAUGAUCCAUAAACUAUAAUCUAAAGAUCUGAUUUCUACAUCAUGCUUUUAGUGUAGCCAAAUUUCAAGUGUUUGGAAUAGUACAAAUCUAUUUUUAUAUAGUUAAAGUUCAAAUGCU